AUAAGUUUUUAUUGAAAAUACACAGUUUUCUAAUAAUUAAAUUGACUUUUCAUCAUCCACUAACAUAAAUGGUGCCGAAACAAGUGUAGUUCGUGCAAAAGUUACGAUAUUUCAAGAAAGUUGUCGCCUCGUGUGAAGUGCCGGUCGGACUUAAAAUCUCUCAUUGUGCAAAGAUAUCGCCGAAAUAUUAACGCCAAGUCGCGCCUCGCAGCAAACGAGAAGAUUUUCAGUGAUAUUUCGAAGCCGCAGCAUUAAAUUGAGCAAAAUCAAGUUUCGACGCGACCAAGCCCAUUUCUCGGAAUUCAACUUCCAACGUUAGCCAUUUUGAUGAAUUCAAGGACAAACCGAAAAGACGCGGAAUGACAAUUUUGGAGCGAAGAUCGGACCGUUCACUCAAACUUCGUGAAACGUCAUUCGAAUCUGACAUCCGCUGUCAAUGUCAUAAUUGACAUUAGACUUCAUUCUUCAACUUGUUUACAAUUGAACAUCAAAAUGAAAAAAUCCAACGAAAUAAGGAAGCUGAAUGCGCAAAUCGCGUGGUGUAAAGGAUUUACAACUAAAAUAGAGAAACUUUUAAACGGACCGGACAAUCCUUUGGAUCAAGAAUCAGCAAUAAUAAGAUUAGAACAAACUGAAGCAAACUUUAAAAAAUACAAUGACUUGACGCUGGAACUAGCCAUAUUAACAGAAAAGGAUUCAUCUGAAGACUUUGAAGACGAAGAUGAGCACGAGGAGCGUACCAUAAAAGUCAUCUCACGAUUACGGAAAAUAACCUCAAAAGCGCCCACAACCAAUACGUCGUCGUCAACGUCGAAAACAAUAGCGGAGGCCACGGACGUAACGAGUCAUCAUGGUGGAGUGCGGUUGCCGGAGAUAGACAUCCCUACGUACGACGGGAAGGAUUACACGAAAUAUGUCGCCUUCAUCGAGCUCUUCGACGCGAUAAUAGACUCCAGUGAAAAGUUAAAACAAGUGCAAAAACUAUAUUACUUGAAAAAAUACCUGAAAGGUGAAGCAUUAGCGUUAAUUGAAGGUCUUCCAUUAACCACUGAAUCAUAUGUAAAAGCCAGAGAGCUAAUUAAAUUGCGGUAUGACAAUAAGUUUCUGGUAAUAAACAAUCAUAUCCAAGCUAUAAUAGAUAGCACACCCAUUGUGAAAGGUUCUGCAACCAACCUGCGGGACCUUGUAGCCAACACGCGUCAGCAUCUAGGCGCCCUUAAAGCCCUAGGUCAGCCAAUAGAGCAAUGGGACUUAAUUGUACUAACUAUUGUCUUAAAAAAGGUGGAUCAGUUUUCAUGCAGAGCCUAUCAUCAGGAAAGGGACAGUGACAAGAUGCCAAAUCUCGAAGACUUCUUGUCAUUCGUGGAGAGAAGAGCCAGCAGCUUUGAAGAAAGCCAACAAAGCGAAGACCGUGACCUACGGACAAAAAAGUUCGAGUUUCCUGGCGACAAGGUGCUUAGAGGAGCUGGCGGCAAGGUAUGAGGCAGAGCUUCCUAAAGCAGCAGAGGUGGUCCGCACUGCAAUGUACGUGGAUGAUGCCCUCUUCGGAGCAGACUCCAUCAAGGAUGCAUUGGAGGUAAGAGAUCAAUUUACUAACUUGCUGGCUCAUGCAGAUUUCCAUCUGCACAAGUGGGCAGCCAAUGAUCCCAAACUGCUAACUGGUAUCUCUCCCGAAACUUGCUACGCUGAUGAUCACCAACUCUCUAUGAAAACUGAUCUAAAAGCCUUAGGCAUGGUAUUCAAUCCCAAUCAAGAUGUUUUCAAAAUUAGUUAUCCCAACAAAGACAUACAACAUUGGGACAAACGCUCAAUCCUUAGUUUCAUUGGGUCCUUUUUUGAUCCCUUAGGGCUGGCGGGGCCUAUAGUUGUUAGGGCAAAACAAUUUCUACAGGAUCUUUGGAGGCAAAAUUUAGACUCGACCUCUCCAAUACCAGAGGCAUCCUUAAAUAAAUGGAUUAAAUUUCACAAAGAAAUAUUGGAGAUGCCAAAUAUACAAAUACAAAGGCAUGUAAUGCCUACCAAGGAUCAAGUAGAAAUCAUAGGGUUUUGUGAUGCCUCGUUCAAAUCUUAUGGGGCAUGCAUAUAUGUACGAACCUUUCAAAAUGGAAAGGCUACAAUGAACCUGCUAUGCAGCAAGUCAAAAAUAGCCCCGAUCAAAAAUGAGCUUACAAUUCCAAAAUUAGAAUUGAAUGCAGCAGUGUUGCUAGCAAAAUUAUUUGAUAAGGUAAAACAAAUUUUAGCAAAUGUAAAAAUAACUGCUAAAUACUUACUAUCUGACUCAAAGGUUACUUUGUGCUGGAUCAAGUCAAAAAAAGAAUCGUUACCUGUUUAUGUCAAAAACAGAAUACAAAUAAUAAAUAAUGUAACUAGUGAUUGUAUUUGGAGCCAUAUUGGUGGCACAACCAACCCGGCUGAUGUUUUGUCUAGAGGCUGUAGUGCGCUUGACCUCGAAAAAAAUGACUUGUGGUGGCAUGGCCCAAGUGACUUUCUGGAUCCUAAGUACCAUCCCCAGCCAUUCACAGUCACCAACAGCUCAGAAAACACCAGUGAGACUGUCAGCAGCCAUCUAGCCUGUUUGAUUGCUACACCAAAUGAACCAGAGUUAUUUAAAAAAUACUCAUCAUGGAUAAAAUUACAAAGAGUAGUUGC
Messenger RNA from Cydia amplana, 2649 nucleotides. RefSeq lists its product as uncharacterized. The transcript is spliced from 2 exons. NCBI's taxonomy places the organism in Eukaryota, Metazoa, Arthropoda, Insecta, Lepidoptera, Tortricidae. The record is from RefSeq and is a predicted model, not a curated record. The coding region runs from base 493 to 1482 and encodes 329 amino acids.